AUGGCCUACCGAGCCCUGGGGUUGGGGUGGGGUCGGGCGCUCGCAGCCAGGGUCGCGUUCGACUCGCUCGAGUCCUCGGUGGCAUCCCACCGUCGGUUCACCUCCCCGCUGCUCGGCGCGCCGCUCGUCAGGAGGUUCGGAGGAUUCUACCCGAACGAUCCGUGGCACCAGACCCCGGGGACGAGUGGCGAGCCGCGCGGUGAGUCCGCGCGACGGUCCGAGCCAGCCCCCGACCGAACCGAACGCGAACUCAGGGGACUACUCGAGGACCUCAUGGGCGCGCGGCAGAGUCGCCCGGCGUCCCUGGGCAUGGACGAAGCGGCGGAGGCGCUGACGCGAUGGUGGGCUCGGGAGACGCGGAACGGCGGAGGCGAUCCGGCGCCGCUCUCGUCGCGUCGCGCGUCCGUGCUCGUCCCGCUCUCCCGCGGACCAGACGGCGGCGUGCAGGUGCUGCUCUGCACGCGCGCGUCCGGGCUGAGCACCCACGCCGGGGAGGUCUGCCUGCCCGGCGGCAAGAACGACGACGGCGAGGGCGACGUCGACGCGGCGCUGAGGGAGGCGUCGGAGGAGGUCGGUUUGAGCCCGGGGGACGCGAACGUCCUCGCGUCGCUCCCGCCGUUCCUGUCGAAGGGCCACGUCAGCGUCCGGCCGGUCGUCGCGGCGAUCCCGGACGAUUUCGAACCCGUCCCGAACCCCGAAGAGGUGGACCGGUGCUUCCGGGUGCCGCUGGAGUCCUUCCUGACCAAAGAGGGGUACUCGUUUCGCGACUGGGAGUUCACGCGGGGGAAGCGCAUACGCGUGCACAGGUUCGAACGCGGCGGGCACGACGUGUGGGGGCUGACCGCGGUGAUGCUGGUGCGGGUGGCGGAGAUCGUGUACGGGAGGCAAGCGGAGUUUGCGAUGUCGCCGCCGGGGCCGGGAGGGACGGACAUUCAGAGCAUCGUGUCCGAGGAGCACCCGAGUGCAAACAUGGAACCCCCGCGGAGCAUGAUGUGA
Molecule: messenger RNA, 996 nt
Organism: Micromonas commoda
Lineage: Eukaryota; Viridiplantae; Chlorophyta; Mamiellophyceae; Mamiellales; Mamiellaceae
Exons: 1
Coding region: 1-996 (331 amino acids)
Biological process (GO): coenzyme A catabolic process
Molecular function (GO): acetyl-CoA hydrolase activity; coenzyme A diphosphatase activity
Source: RefSeq, a predicted model, not a curated record